Molecule: messenger RNA, 2684 nt
Organism: Urocitellus parryii (Arctic ground squirrel)
Lineage: Eukaryota; Metazoa; Chordata; Mammalia; Rodentia; Sciuridae
Gene: Igdcc3
Product: immunoglobulin superfamily DCC subclass member 3
Biological process (GO): cell-cell adhesion
Molecular function (GO): protein binding
Source: RefSeq, a predicted model, not a curated record
GCGGUGCGAGUGCGGAGCGCGCACCCCGGGCGAGGCUGACAGAUCGCCGGAGUGGGUGCAAGAUGGCGCAAGCGGAGCUCCCUCUGCGCCCCCCGCGUUCCUAGGCAGGCAUGCGGCCCCAGCCCCCCGCAGCCCGGGCUCGGCCCCGGCCAGAGCCCCGGCCCCGGCCCCGGCGCCGGCCCCGCGGGACGCUGUAAGCCGCAAGAGGCCCGGGAGCUGCGCGUCGCCGAGCCCAGCGGACCGAGAGCCCCAUGGCUGCGCCGCGCACCGCGUCCCCGCGCCGCCCGCCCGCGCCGCGCUGGCCCCGGCUCCUGCUAUCGCUGCUGCUGCSGCUACUGCUGCCCGCGCCAAGCGAGGGUCUUGGCCACUCUGCAGAACUGGCAUUUGUUGUGGAGCCCAGUGAUGAUGUUGCUGUUCCAGGGCAGCCUGUAGUGCUGGGCUGCAAAGUGGAGGGGACCCCUCCAGUGCGAAUAACCUGGAGGAAGAAUGGGGUGGAGCUUGCUGAGAGUACCCACUCUUCCUUGCUGGCCAAUGGGUCCUUACUGAUCCAUCACUUCAGGCUGGAGCGGGGAGGCAGCCCUUCAGAUGAGGGUGACUAUGAGUGUGUGGCUCAGAACCGCUUUGGACUGGUGGUCAGCCGGAAGGCUCGAAUCCAGGCUGCAACCAUGUCUGACUUCCACGUGCACCCCCAAGCCACCGUGGGUGAGGAGGGCGGCGUGGCCCGCUUCCAGUGCCAAAUCCAUGGGUUGCCCAAGCCUCUGAUCACAUGGGAGAAGAACAGAGUCCCCAUUGACACGGACAAUGAGAGGUACACAUUGCUGCCUAAGGGAGUACUGCAGAUCACAGGACUUCGGGCCGAGGACAGUGGUGUUUUCCACUGUGUGGCUUCGAACAUUGCCAGUGUUCGGAUCAGCCAUGGGGCCAGGCUCACUGUGUCAGGCUCAGGCUCCGGGGCCUACAAGGAGCCAACCAUCCUGGUGGGGCCUGAGAACCUCACCCUGACGGUGCACCAGACCGCAGUGCUGGAGUGUGUCGCCACUGGCAACCCGCGCCCCAUUGUGUCCUGGAGCCGCCUGGAUGGCCGCCCCAUUGGGGUAGAGGGCAUCCAGGUGCUGGGCACGGGAAACCUCAUCAUCUCAGACGUGACAGUCCAGCACUCGGGGGUCUACGUCUGUGCAGCCAAUAGGCCGGGCACCCGGGUGAGGAGAACCGCCCAGGGCCGGCUGGUGGUACAAGCCCCAGCGGAGUUUGUCCAGCAUCCCCAGUCCAUCUCCAGGCCGGCUGGAACCACAGCCAUGUUCACCUGCCAAGCCCAGGGUGAGCCGCCCCCUCAUGUCACGUGGUUGAAGAAUGGCCAAGUGCUGGGGCCAGGAGGCCAUGUCAGGCUCAAGAACAAUAACAGCACACUGACCAUUUCUGGAAUCGGUCCUGAAGAUGAGGCUAUCUACCAGUGUGUGGCCGAGAACAGUGCUGGCUCGUCACAGGCCAGUGCCAGGCUGACCGUGCUGUGGGCCGAGGGCCUGCCUGGGCCCCCUCGCAAUGUCCAGGCUGUCUCUGUGUCGUCCACUGAGGUCCGUGUGUCCUGGAGCGAGCCCAUGGUCAACACCAAGGAGAUCAUCGGCUACGUCCUGCACAUCAGGAAGGCGGCCGACCCUCCAGAACUGGAGUAUCAGGAAGCAGUCAGUAAGAGUACCUUUCAGCACCUGGUGGGCGACCUUGAGCCCUCUACAGCCUACAGCUUCUACAUCAAGGCYUACACACCAAGGGGGGCCAGCUCAGCCUCCAUGCCCACCCUGGCCAGCACCCUGGGUGAAGCUCCUGCCCCCCCGCCACUGUCCGUGCGGGUCCUGGGCAGUUCCUCCCUGCAGCUGCUGUGGGAGCCCUGGCCCCGGCUGGCCCAGCAUGAGGGUGGCUUCAAGCUCUUCUACCGCCCUGCCAGCAAGGCCUCCUUUACUGGUCCCAUCCUGCUGCCUGGAACUGUGUCCUCCUACAACCUCAGCCGGCUGGACCCCAGGGUGGUGUACGAGGUAAAGCUGCUCGCCUACAACCAGCACGGGGACAGCAACGCCACUGUCCGCUUUGUGUCUUUGAGGGGAGCGUCUGAGAGGACAGCUCUGAGCCCACCGUGUGACUGUCGGAAAGAGGAUGCCACCAACCAGACGUCCACCACAGGCAUUGUCAUUGGCAUCCACAUCGGGGUCACCUGCAUCAUCUUCUGUGUCCUCUUCCUGCUGUUUGGUCAAAGGGGCAGGGUCCUCCUGUGUAAGGAUGUGGAAAACCAGCUCUCCCCUCCCCAGGGUCCCCGGAGCCAGAGGGACCCUGGCAUCCUGGCCCUGAAUGGGGUGGGCCGUGGAGAGCGAGGCCAGCUGGGCCGAGGUGAGAAGUGCAUGGACGCCAAGGAGCUGGAGCAGCUGUUCCCCCCAGCCGGGGUGGUGGGGCCAUCUGGCGCCAGGCCCACUCAGGAUCCCACAGCCCCUGUCCCGUGUGAGGAGACCCAGCUCUCCACGCUGCCACUGCAGGGGUUUGGCCCUCUGGACAGGAGGGCGACAGAGGCCAAGACUCCCUGCACAGGCCCUGUGGCUGCCCCGUUGCCCCUGGACAGUGGCCCCCACCUCCUUGGAGAGGGACAGGUGACCCAGCUUUCUGAGGCACCCGCUGCCCAGCCAGCUCACUCCGGACAGUAG